AGCCGGGGAGAGCUGAGCGCAGGUUCUACCUCAGGGAAGUUAGCUGUGUAAACCCGGAUAGCGGUGAAGAGGGGUUUCAGGCCCAAUGGCGACUGUGGAAGCAAGCGGAAGCGAUGGGAAAGGGCAAGGGGUGGAGACCCCCGUCACCUAUUAUCGUUUGGAGGAGGUGGCGAAGCGUAACUCCUUGAAGGAGAUUUGGCUGGUGAUCCACGGGCGAGUCUACGAUAUCACCCGCUUCCUUAACGAGCAUCCCGGAGGAGAAGAGGUUCUACUGGAACAAGCUGGUGCAGAUGCAAGUGAAAGCUUUGAAGAUGUAGGCCACUCCUUAGAUGCCAGAGAAAUGCUAAAGCAGUACUAUAUUGGUGAUGUGCAUCCGAAUGACCUUAAACCUGAAAGUGAUAGCAAGGACCCUUCGAAAAAUAACACAUGCAAAAGUUGCUGGUCCUACUGGAUUUUCCCCAUCGUAGGCGCCAUGCUCUUAGGUUUCCUGUACCGUUACUACUACACAUCGGAAAGCAGAUCCUCCUGAGGAGGCCUUGGUGAAUUUUGGAAAGCAUAACCACUUGGGAGUGAAAAUUAGACACUUGUUUGGAGGCUGCAGUGGUGCCCUAUCCUCAAAUCUUGCCAGAGUUGUAUUCUUCCCCCUUGGACCCCAGAUGGUUGGCCAGGCAUCCACCUCAGACCUGGGGACAGUGUCCUUCUUUCUCAGAGCCUUACUCCCAAAGCACCUGCUCACUGUUCUGUGUCCUUGCCAAUGUUUCCUCUCUUCACUGGUUUCCAUGAGCACUUUCAUAGUACAAAAUUUUCUGUUAAUUAUUGCAGUCCGUAUGUCCCUAGUGACAUUGCCCUUUGGUAAAAAUGCCUGCUCUCUAAUACUUUGAAUGCACGUUAGACUUUCUUAACACAGCAGCACACUCUCGUUGUGAAGCUUUUCUCUUUCCAUUUUUCUUUUAAGUAAAUAUUAUUUUUUAAUUCUGACUUAAUUCUAUUAUUUGUCUUAAGGGGUUUAAUUCAUGAAGUAAAGUUGCACACCUAUGACUUGAAACACAACUGCCAAAUGAUCUUGUUCCUUGUUUAUAUUUGUUAAAGGCAGAAAGAGCCAUGUGAUUGUCCCCUCCCUCCCGAGCUAGGACAGCAGGUAGCUCUCGCCACCUCCCAAGUCCACCAAGCGGUGCUGGGCACAACUCUGCAUCCCUUUUCUUUCUUGGAGUGGAGAGAAACAGGAAAACGGAGAGAUGAAUUGGGGUGCUAGGGCAAAUUCAGAGCAAUCUUUCCUUUGAAAACUACUGAGAACUACUAUAGGACAGUAGUUUAGAAAAAGUACCAAAGACUUCAUCCUUUACUUUGGUUUGGCACCCAUUUCUAGCCAUCAUCUUUCUUUUUUUUUUUUCUUUCCCCCAACCAUCUCUUAUUAGUUAAAUGUAAGUUUGUAAUUAUGUCUAUAGAGCUUUACCAGGGAUUUUUGCUGCUUUUUUUGGUUUAUUGAUUAGAAAUUUUCUUAUUCCCCAUUUUUCUCAAAAGUAAGGGGCUCCAAAUUGUCCAGAGAUAAAAGUAUUUGAUCUUGUCUGCUCCAGUAAAAUAACUUCCAUAGUCAAGUGGCACUUGAAAGGGGGAGAGGGUGACAAGAGAAUGUUUUCCAUUUCAUCUGCAUUUUACCUCCAUGGCUCCAAUUUGUAGCUUUGGUUUUUUUUUCCAUUGGAGGGGCAGGGGAGAAAAAAAAAUACUGGUAGUUUUUAUCCUCUGAUGAGUAUUUCAUUGAGGAGUAGGUUAUUAGAAUUAUGUUACUGUUUCUUCUUGGUUCAGGAAUUUCUUUGGCAUAUUUGACUUUACUUUUUUAUCCUGUGGAAGCACCUGAGGAGACAAUACAUGGCUGUUCUCUGUUAACAACUGUUGGUGGCGAUCCUUCUCCCCGUCCUUUGAGGAUUACUAGUCUGCUCCUGAGCCAUCGUCCUAUGAGCAGGGAGCAGUGUGGGCCAUGGGCAUUGCUCAGCAUCUGCUCCCUGCGUCCUGCUUGCCAGGGACUUGACAAGAUGGGAAACUGCCCAGCAAACCAGUGUCUGCCCAUGCAAACUAUUUAAGAAAAAGUUCAACCCAGGUCUUGUAUCCUGUGAUUUAGCAGUUGAGUGAAUUCGGAAUUCAUCAAAAUAAUAUCACCCUUGUAUUUGCACACUUGGAUAUGACAUUCAGGAGUAAUUUGGGGGGAUUUCUGGAUGACUUUUAUACAUCAGGGAUGGGGUAUAGUCAAACUUCUAUCGUUAGAAAAUGUUUUGUAUGUAGUAUAAGAUGCCACUUUAAGAUAAUUUUUGAAAAAAAAUUCUUGGUUAUAGUGUAGCAAAAGUGGGGUGACUACUGGAUGCUCCUUCAUCUGAAGGCAAAGAAGUGUUGCCUUGAAUAAGAAUUGGUAUGUAAUUGCUGUAAGUUGCAUGAUUACAUGGGACCAUGUAGGGUAGAAGUAAAGAACAAAGGGGUAUUGAGCUAGAAAGGGAACACUCAGGCUAAAACUAAGCCGGAAGAUAACUUGGACCAUUUAAAAGUGUGCUGGCAGUCUCCAGAACUGAAUGAAAAACAUCUGGCUUAUAAGAAACAUUAAAGAACGAUAGUCUUAAGUAAAAUUGGUGUUUUUGAUAAUUUUUAGGGUAAACAACAAUGCAAAAGUUAUGUUUUUCUAUUUCAUAUUGGUUGCCUUUUCCUGUUUAUAUCUGGACUUGUUUUUACUCAGAGCCAGAGGAAAAGAUUUUCAGACUUUGUCUGUACCAUCCAUGAAAUCCAUCCCAUACCCAGGGCUUCUUUUGAUCUACUGCUAAUGUGAUGUCACUUUAUAUUAUAAAAACCACUUUUGAGUCCAUUUGCUAUUAUUCUGCUGCCUAUAUAAACAGCCAGGUGAAAAGCAGAGCUUGUGUGAGUGUUUGCAGAGGUUUUUCUGAACAAUAAAGUAAUGCAGUAUGUUAGCCAAAUCCAUCAAAAAGGACUUUUGUUUUAAGAGGUAGACUCGAAUUUUCAAAACAGUCUCAACAUUGGUAGGUCAUGAAAACCCCUCUGGAGCAAGUGGAGCCAGUCCCUGUUGGCUGACUGUGUCUCCUGGAACCAGUCUCUGGGUAUUUGAUUUAUUUCCAAGGAAGAUUAGCUGUGGCUGUACACCGUACUGUACACAUAAUGUCUGGGAAUCACAAAAGGAGGAGAUGAGGGAAAGUUUGUGCCACCAAAAUGGGGAUGUUAGUGCCAGGUUUCCAAAAUUUCCUAGCCCCUGUCUCUUGGGACUUGGUUCGGUUUCCAACCAAACUUAGACAUUUGUAAAGGCAAGAAAGUGGUGGGGACAGAGUUUAUAUUGUGUUUAAUUCUUAUGUGACCACUUAAGCAGAAACAAAAAUCCAUUAGAACCUAUAAUUUGAGCCUGUAAAGUUCUCUGAGCAGUUGUCAUAAAAGCAUAUGUUGUGAAAUAAGAGCAUUGUUGAAUUUAUAGUCAUUUAGUCCUGAUGUAGAGCAAUGAAAAAUGCUUUACAGGCCAGUAUAUCAUUACUCAUGGUAUUUCGUGCUUAAAACCUCAAGUGAUAGCUAUCUGGUUAAAUUCUGUUUUAGGAGAUUAAAAUGCAGAACGUUAAUGUUCAUUACUUCCUUCCUGGGAGAAAUGGAUUCAGGCAUGUCUCAACAUGCCUGAAUUGAUUCCUUUUUAACCAUCUCAUUUGGUUCCCAUAUAUCAGAAAAGUAAUGGGGAGUUUGGUCCCAUUUGGCUAUUGUGCUCUGAAAGAGCCUGGUUUGGAAUUUGUGGGGUGAUCUCAGAGGGAGGUUCCAAGAAGCAGAGGUAUUUAAGUUACCUACCCUACAUCUAGCUUAAUCUUCCUCAUGAAUUUUACAAGCUGCUCUUUGCACACAUCUAUAUUUUACAUUUGCUAAAACAUUAUUACGGUUAUUUAACUUUCUUUUUACUUCACCCUUGACUGUGAAUGAGUAAUAUUAACAUUUCCUUUUGUGUAUUCAAUAAUGGAGUUUGUUUACCUAUUUUAUUUCAGCAUAUUUUGAACAAAGAUCUUUGUCUCUUUCUGUUGGAAUGUGCACAUAAUGAAUGUUUGUUAGAACUACACACAAUAAAGAUACUGUUUUCCUUUUCUU
Molecule: messenger RNA, 4107 nt
Organism: Rhinolophus ferrumequinum (greater horseshoe bat)
Lineage: Eukaryota; Metazoa; Chordata; Mammalia; Chiroptera; Rhinolophidae
Product: cytochrome b5 type B
Exons: 5
Coding region: 86-529 (147 amino acids)
Cellular component (GO): intracellular membrane-bounded organelle; mitochondrial outer membrane
Molecular function (GO): heme binding
Source: RefSeq, a predicted model, not a curated record